AUGGAAAUAACUACUUUAAAAGACUUGAUCAUCAAAUAAAUGCUUGAUUUACAAAGUACAGUUUAUUGUGGUAUCUUAUUUUACUGAAAUAAGUAAUCCCCAAAUUGCCCUCAAUUAAGAGUUCCAAUUAUUAAGAUGGAAUAUUAAUUGGAAGAAUAUUGUUAUAAGCUAAUGAAUAAAUUUAGAAUAUAGUCUAAAGACUUAUAGAAGAUUAAAAUUCUAUGAUUACUAGAAGCAAAUUUAAAGGAUCAAACAUAAAUAAUAAUUUAGAUUAAAACCCUCCAAAAUAGAUUUAACGUGAGUUACAUUAGAAUAAAGAGAAAAUAUUAUAAAUUAAAAUAACCCCUGAACCUAAUAUCGACAGACCAUGUUGUUUAUGUUAUGAAGGAAAUGAAAACACUUGUGGUAAAAUUAUUACAAUACCUAAUUCUGUAAGGAAAUUAUAGGCACAUUCUUAAUGCUUUAAAAAUAUUAAUAAUCCAAAAUAAAUAGAAUUUGAUAAGGUAUAUUUAUUAUAUAGAACAUAUGUAAAUUAGAUUAAUUUAUAUUUAGGAAUGUACAAUUUGUGAAAAAUAAGGGGCUUCAUUUGUUUGUGAGAAAUGUAACUAAAAAUAUCAUUUUCCAUGCUUUGUUGACUCUAGCUAAGAAGGUAUAUUACAAUGUAAUUGUUAAAAAAAUUGA
Molecule: messenger RNA, 681 nt
Organism: Paramecium primaurelia
Lineage: Eukaryota; Ciliophora; Oligohymenophorea; Peniculida; Parameciidae
Source: the annotation of a GenBank genome assembly